UUUCAUCCUGAAUCUACUCCUGGUCCAAAGGAUACUGAGUUUUUGUUUGAUGUGUUUAUUGAAAGUGUAAAGCAAUUCGGCUUGACAGGGUGUUUGGCGCCAAUACAAAUGCCUGGUGGUAUGAGGAGUGAGAAUUCAAGAAAGAAUCCACGUGUUAAUGUUCGAAAAGUUUUAGUUCUGGGUAGCGGGGGGCUGAGUAUCGGUCAAGCUGGUGAAUUUGACUAUUCAGGAAGUCAGGCUAUUAAAGCUUUGAAAGAAGAAGGGAUAUAUACUAUUUUAAUUAAUCCAAAUAUUGCUACUAUACAAACUUCACAGUACCUUGCCGAUAAAGUUUAUUUUCUCCCCGUAAAUCCUGAAUUUGUUCUUAAAGUUAUUAAACAUGAAAAACCUGAUGGUAUUUAUGUAACAUUUGGCGGUCAGACUGCAUUGAAUGUAGGCAUCAAACUUAAAGAUCAAUUUGAGGAAUUGGGUGUUAAAGUAUUGGGUACACCAAUAGAAACAAUAAUUACCACGGAAGAUCGUGAACUAUUCGCACAAAAAAUGCUAGAAAUAAAUGAAAGAUGUGCAAAAUCUGCUUCUGCUACUAAUGUACAAGAAGCUUUAGAUGCUGCGCAAAAAAUUGGUUACCCAGUCAUAUGUCGUGCAGCAUAUGCUCUUGGUGGUUUAGGCUCUGGAUUUGCCGAGAACGAAACACAGUUAACUGAGCUCUGUACUAAGGCUUUUGCAACUAGCCCUCAAGUGCUGGUUGAACUAUCUAUGAAAGGUUGGAAGGAAAUCGAAUAUGAAGUUGUUCGAGAUUGUCGAGACAAUUGCAUCACAGUUUGUAACAUGGAGUGUAUCCCUGAUGCAUUGCAUUGGCGAUGGCAAAGAGCCGUUGAUCAGAUGG
This is a messenger RNA of Scutellospora calospora, 886 nucleotides long. Lineage: Eukaryota; Fungi; Glomeromycota; Glomeromycetes; Diversisporales; Gigasporaceae. The record is from the annotation of a GenBank genome assembly.